GCAAGUAAAUCCAGAGGGCCGGAAAACAAGGAAACACCUCCCUGGCAUAUAUGGCCACGACCAAACUGACAUGGGGUGCGAACCCGUGCGUGAUGAUUUUGCAGUUUGCUCCACCUCUACCAGGAAACAAGCCUUCGGGAAAUUCCUAGCAGAGGCUAAAGGGCUGUGGAAACCGCUAAAGCUCUCUUUGCGUGUGGUGAACCCUUCCAGAGGACAAAAUGGCAGCUGAAUCGAUCAUCCGGAUCCCUCCGUAUUACUAUACCCAUGUCUUGGAUCAGAAUUCAAACGUGACUCGAGUGGAAGUGGGACCCAAGACCUACAUCCGUCAGGACAAUGAGAGGAUUAUCUUUGCUCCUGUGAAGAUGGUGACGGUCCCCCCGCUCCACUACUGUAUCAUCCGCAAUCCAGUGGCUCGUGGAGCAGAUGGUGAGGUCCAGCUUGAUGCUCUGGGCCAGGUGCGGCUCAGACAUGCUGACCUAGAGAUCCGACUGGCUCAGGACCCCUUCCCUCUGUAUCCUGGGGAGGAGCUACAAAAGGAUGUUACACAUCUGCAGGUCGUCUUAGCCAACACUGCCCUCCAUCUGAAAGCCCUGCUGGACUUUGAGGAUGACCGGGGCAACAAAUUCGUUGCUGGAGAUGAAUGGUUGUUCGAAGGGCCUGGCACCUAUAUCCCACAAAAGGAGGUUGAAGUCGUGGAGACCAUCCAAGCAACUGUCAUUAGGCCCAACCAGGCCAUAAGACUUCAAGCCCGGAAAGAGUGCAAAGACAGAGAGGGGAAUAAACGUGUGACAGGUGAAGAGUGGCUGGUGAAGCGGGUUGGAGCUUACCUGCCAGGUGUGUUUGAGGAAGUGGUUGAUGUUGUGGAUGCCUUUGUCCUGACUGAAAAGAAAGCGCUGCAUCUCCGGGCCCUCAAGACCUUCAAGGACUCACAGGGCAUCAUGAGGAAGACGGGAGAAGAGUGGCUGGUCACCAUGGCUGACUCUGAGGCCCACAUUCCCGAUGUUUACGAGGAAGUGCUGGGUGUGAUCGACAUUACCACCCUCAACAGUUGCCAGUACUGUGUGGUUUGUGACCCAGUGGAUAUGGAUGGGAAACCCCAACUUGGCAAGAAGAAAGUGAUCCAGGGGGAGGUAUCCUUCUUCCUGCAGCCAGGAGAGCACCUGCAGCAGGGGAUCCAGAGCAUCUACAUCCUGUCAGAAGAAGACGGCCUCCUGCUCCGUGCCAUCCGCCCCUUGGAAGAUGUGACUGAGGAUGGGGAGAAAAUUCUGCGGAAGCCGGGAGACCGUUGGCUGAUCCAGGGCCCCCUGGAGUACGUCCCACCGGCGGAGGUGGAGGUCCUUGAGCAGCGCCAUUCCAUUCCCCUGGCUGAGAACGAGGGCAUUUACGUGCGGGACAUCAAGACAGGAAAGGUCCGAGCUGUAAUUGGCCACACUUACAUGCUGUCCCAGGAUGAGGAGCUGUGGGAGAAGGAGCUGCCCCCUCAUGUGGAGGCCCUCUUGACCCUGGGGAGAGACCCCGUUGUCGAUCGUUCCAAGGAUUCUUCCGAAGCGGGGAUCGAGGUGCCUCGUGACAAGACACGGACGGUGUCUUACCGUGUGCCCCACAAUGCAGCUGUGCAAGUCUAUGAUUACAAGGCACGCAGGUCCAGGGUGGUUUUCGGCCCAGAGCUUGUCCUCCUUGGGCCAGAUGAACAGUUCACAGUACUCAGUCUGUCUGGGGGUCGGCCCAAACGUCCCCAUGCUCGCCGUGCUCUCUGUCUCCUCCUGGGACCUGACUUCUUCACUGACAUCAUCACCAUUGAAACAGCUGAUCAUGCCCGGCUGCAGCUCCAGCUGGCCUAUAACUGGCACUUUGAGAUUCCCGCUCCUGCUGAAGCAUCCCGGCUGUUCAGCGUCCUGGACUUUGUGGGUGAUGCCUGCAAGACAUUAGCCUCCCGCAUCCGAGGGGCCGUGGCUGCUGUCACGUUUGAUGACUUCCAUAAGAACUCAAACCGCCUGAUCUGUGCUGCCGUGUUCGGGUUUGAUGGAGAAGGGGCCCUGCGCACUUCCUUGCGCUUCGCCCCCAAUGGCCUCGUCAUCAGCAGCAUCGACAUCCAGAGCGUGGAGCCUGUGGACCAGCGGACGCGUGACUCCCUGCAGCGCAGUGUCCAACUCGCGAUUGAGAUCACCACCAACUCCCAGGAGGCGGCUGCCCGGCAUGAAGCAGAGAGGCUGGAGCAAGAAGCCCGAGGACGUCUUGAGCGGCAGAAAAUCCUGGACCAGGCGGAGGCGGAACGUGCCCGGAAGGAGCUGCUGGAGCUGGAAGCUCUGAGCACGGCUGUGGAGAGCACAGGGGCCGCCAAGGCUGAAGCCCAGUCACGAGCAGAGGCGGCCCGGAUCGAGGGCGAAGGGGCAGUCCUCCAGGCCAAGCUGAAGGCCGAGGCGAUGGGCAUAGAGACCGAGUCAGAGCUGAAGCGCCUUGCCCAAGCCCGGGAGCAGGAGCUGCGCUUCAACAAAUCUCAGGCCGACCUGGACGUGGCUCACGCACAGGCGCUUGCUGAGGUGGAGGUGAAGAAAUUUGAGGCUGUGAUCCAGUCCCUGGGGCCCGACACAAUCCGCGCCAUCGCUGUGUCUGGACCAGAGAUGCAGGCAAAACUCCUCCAGGGCCUGGGGAUCCAAUCUACCCUCAUCACGGAUGGUUCCUCCCCUAUCAACCUCUUCACAGCUGCAGGAGGGCUGUUGGGGAUUAUGCCAAAGCCCUCUUAGGGCUGAUCGGAGCUGGGCAUGGCCUGCUUCAGCUGAGAUUCCUGAAGUGCCUUGGAGAUGACAUGGGCCAGGCCAGGCCGGGCUGGGCCUUCGCCUUCCCCGCAUCCAUGCGCCACAUUAAUCCAAGCAAAAACAAAAUGCAUUUUGCUCUCUG
Messenger RNA from Varanus komodoensis (Komodo dragon), 2898 nucleotides. It is a transcript of the gene MVP, whose product is annotated as major vault protein. Gene Ontology annotation, cellular component: nucleus; cytoplasm. The coding region runs from base 219 to 2744 and encodes 841 amino acids. The transcript is spliced from 18 exons. NCBI's taxonomy places the organism in Eukaryota, Metazoa, Chordata, Lepidosauria, Squamata, Varanidae. The record is from RefSeq and is a predicted model, not a curated record.